ACAGGCAACUAACCAAACCCUAAUCGAAGUUUAGCCCACGGCGCACGUUUUGAUUCACCCUCACCCGCUUCGCUUCGUCUCUACCUCGCCUUGCCUGCUCCACCUUAUUUCUGCUUCUCCGACGUCGGCUUUGCCUUGCUCGUUUUCUGCCAUUGUCAUAUUCGUCUUCCUCGACCUCUUCUUCCACCUUCUACGUCUUCCUCGACCUCUUCUUCCACCUUCUACGUCUUCCCGCCCUCAUCUCCGUUAAUCCUAACACACCAUACAUUCCGAAACAAAUAUUGGAAGGAAAAGCUGAAAAAUGGCUGAAAAUGGUAUAGUUUCUCCCAAUCAAUCGUGGAAUUGAAUUGCUACCACCCACGGACUCACCAGAUUUAAUUUCGGAAGAGAGCUUCUCACUCAAUUUCCAAGAAGUUUCUUUCCAAUUUCGCGCUUGCCCGCCUUCCUGCUCCAUGCUUCUCAAAACUUUUCUGCUGUUGGGUCAGAACACUGCCGCAAGACGCCCACAAGCCUCUAGGCCUUUCCUCCUCACUCACUUCUCAUCCCUUGCUGGUGGUACUUCUGUGAAAUUCCCAGAAAUGAAAUGUGACAAUGAGAAUGCUGUUACUCGUGUACUUUUUUGUGGGCCACAUUUCUCUGCAUCUCAUGACUAUACGAGAGAGUAUUUGAAAAAUCAUCCAUUUGUGAAGGUUGAUGUUUUUCCCUUGGAUGAUGUUCCAAAAGUUAUUGGAAAUUAUGAUAUUUGUGUUGUCAAAAUGAUGCGUCUAGAUUCAGACAUCAUUGCGGCAGCAAAUAAAAUGAAGCUUAUCAUGCAAUUUGGAGUUGGGCUGGAAGGUGUCGAUAUUAAUGCUGCUACAAGACAUGGAAUUAAAGUUGCCAGGAUCCCUAGUGAUGGCACUGGAAAUGCAAUUUCAUGUGCUGAAAUGGCUAUCUAUCUGAUACUGGGUCUCCUUCGUAAGCAAUAUGAAAUGCAAGCAUCUGUGAGGCAGAAAAGGCUUGGGGAUCCAAUUGGUGAUACAUUGUUGGGAAAAACGGUUUUUAUCUUGGGAUUUGGUAAUAUUGGCAUCCACUUGGCAAAGCGAUUGCGGCCUUUUGGUGUGAAAAUACUGGCUACCAAGAGAAGCUGGUCUUCAGUUUCCCAGAGUUCACACAACUCUGCUGAGUCAAAAUCUGGAAAUGAUGCCCCCAUUGACAUUGUGGACGAGAAAGGCAGUCAUCAAGAUAUUCUAGAGUUUGCAAGCCGUGCAGAUAUAGUUGUGUGCUGUUUAGCAUUGAACAACGAAACGGCUGGCAUUGUGGACAAGGCUUUCAUUUCUUCUAUGAGAAAGGGCGCCCUCCUCAUUAACAUAGCUCGAGGCGGUCUAUUGGAUUAUGGGGGUGUGCUUCACCACCUUGAAUCAGGUCACCUAGGAGGAUUGGGGCUGGAUGUUGCCUGGACUGAGCCAUUUGAUCCAGAUGAUGCAAUUUUGAAGUUCCCAAAUGUCAUAAUGACUCCUCAUGUUGCUGGAGUCACAGAGUAUUCAUACAGGCUCAUGGCUAAGGUUGUGGGAGAUGUUGCCCUCCAAAUGCAUGCAGGAAGCGCCGUAUUGAGUGGGGUGGAGAUUGUUAAUUGAUUGAUUCAUGAAUGAAUGAAUGACCAUAUUAUUUGCUUAUUCAUCGUGAUUUGGCGGGUGUUGUGUUUCUCAUAAUACAACAAUAAUAAUAAUAAUCAAUGAGGAACACCACGACGACUUUGAUAAGUCGGCAUGGUGUUAAGGAGUAGCAGGACUCCUAUUGUUUUGUUGUUUUAAGAAGUAACCCACAAUAUUAUGGGUAUAGUAGAAAGAAAUAGUAUUUGUGUA
This is a messenger RNA of Andrographis paniculata, 1841 nucleotides long. RefSeq lists its product as uncharacterized. The coding region runs from base 453 to 1613 and encodes 386 amino acids. Gene Ontology annotation, molecular function: phosphoglycerate dehydrogenase activity; NAD binding. Lineage: Eukaryota; Viridiplantae; Streptophyta; Magnoliopsida; Lamiales; Acanthaceae. The record is from RefSeq and is a predicted model, not a curated record. The transcript is spliced from 12 exons.